This is a messenger RNA of Medicago truncatula (barrel medic), 2169 nucleotides long. RefSeq names its product ABC transporter G family member 15. Lineage: Eukaryota; Viridiplantae; Streptophyta; Magnoliopsida; Fabales; Fabaceae. Gene Ontology annotation, molecular function: ABC-type transporter activity; ATP binding; ATP hydrolysis activity. The coding region runs from base 1 to 2070 and encodes 689 amino acids. The record is from RefSeq and is a predicted model, not a curated record. The transcript has 9 exons. Gene Ontology annotation, cellular component: membrane.
AUGGAGAUAGAGCAAGACAAUGCCAAAGACAAUAGUAAAGGUGUUAGCAACCCUAUUGAAAUGAUGAGAGGUUCAAAAAGAGGGAUGCAUCUUGUGUGGGAAGAUUUGAGUGUUGUAAUUCCAAACUUUGGCAAUGGACAUACAAGAAGAUUGCUUAAUGGUUUGAAUGGAUAUGUUGAACCAAACAGAAUCAUGGCUAUUAUGGGUCCAUCUGGUUCUGGAAAAUCUACUCUUCUUGAUGCUUUGGCAGGUAGACUCUCUGGAAAUGUUAUCAUGUCUGGUAAUGUGCUUUUAAAUGGAAAGAAAAGGAGAUUAGACUAUGGGGUUGUAGCUUAUGUGACACAAGAAGACAUAUUGUUGGGAACACUAACAGUGAGAGAGACAAUAUCUUACUCAGCAAAUUUAAGGCUUCCAGCUACAAUGACAAAAGAAGAGGUAAAUGACAUUGUAGAAGGAACAAUAAUGGAGAUGGGUCUUCAAGAUUGUGCUGAUAGACUUAUAGGAAAUUGGCACUUAAGAGGUAUAAGUGGUGGAGAAAAGAAAAGAACUAGCAUAGCACUUGAAAUUCUUACUAGGCCAUGUCUCUUGUUCCUUGAUGAGCCAACAAGUGGUUUGGACAGUGCCUCAGCAUAUUUUGUUGCUCAAACUUUGAGAAACAUUGCUCAUGAUGGGAAAACUGUUAUUUCUUCAAUUCAUCAACCAAGUAGUGAGGUUUUUGCAUUAUUUGAUGAUCUAUUUCUACUUUCUGGGGGUCAAACAAUUUACUUUGGACCAGCUGAAAAUGCAGUUGAGUUCUUUGGCAAAGCAGGAUUCCCAUGUCCAAGUAGAAGAAACCCUUCAGAUCAUUUCCUACGUUGUAUUAAUUCAGACUUUGAUACUGUCACAACUACUAUGAUGUCCUCCGGGAGAACACAUGAGCCAAAAACAUUGGCACCACCAACAAUGAACUUAUCAACAGCAGAAAUCAAAGCAAUACUCAUAGAGAAAUACCGUUGGUCAGAAUAUGCAACUUGUGCAAGAGCAAGAAUCAAACAAAUCUCAAAUUUUGAAGGACAUAAUUAUGAAAGUAAAAGCAAGAGCCAAGCCAAAUGGUUGAAGCAACUAUCAACUUUGACUCAUAGAUCUUUUGUCAACAUGUCUAGAGAUGUAGGGUACUAUUGGAUAAGGUUAACAAUCUAUGUCGCCUUAUCUUUGUGUGUCGGAACAAUCUUUUAUGACAUUGGAUCAAGUUAUACAGCCAUUUUAGCAAGAGGAGCAUGUGGCGCUUUUAUCUCGGGUUUCAUGACAUUCAUGUCCAUAGGAGGAUUCCCAUCAUUCAUAGAGGAAAUGAAGGUCUUCUACAAAGAAAGGCUGAAUGGAUAUUAUGGAAUUGCAGUCUACAUUCUGUCAAAUUUUCUCUCUUCAUUUCCUUUUAUAGCAGUGAUGUCAUUUGCUACAGGGUCUAUAACAUAUUACAUGGUUAAGUUUCGUUCUGAGUUUUCGCAUCUUUUGUAUAUCUGUUUGGAUCUUUUGGGCUGUAUAGCUGUUGUGGAGAGCUCAAUGAUGAUUAUAGCUGCAUUGGUUCCCAAUUUUCUUAUGGGAUUGAUAAUUGGAGCAGGUUAUAUUGGUCUUAUGAUGAUGACUGCUGGCUAUUUCCGGCAGAUUCGUGAUCUUCCCAAAUUCUUCUGGCGUUACCCUAUUUCAUACAUCAAUUAUGGAGCAUGGGGUUUGCAGGGAGCUUUCAAGAAUGAUAUGAUUGGGAUGGAGUUUGAUCCUGAAAACCCUGGUGAGCCAAAACUGAAAGGAGAAAUCAUCCUCAAAACAUUGCUUGGAAUGAAAGUUGAUUAUUCAAAAUGGUGGGACCUAGCUGUGGUCAUCUUCAUCCUCAUGUUGCAUAGAGUUAUUUUCUUUUUCAUUCUCAAAUUUAAGGAGAGAGUUGUACCUUUCCUUCACAGUAUCUACACAAAGCAAACACUGCGACGUAUCAAGAAGCGGGCAUCGUUCAGGAAAACGCCAUCGUUCGCUUCCAAGAGACACCAACCAUUGCAUCCAUUGUCUUCUCAGGAGGGUCUCAACUCUCCAUUUCAUUAGAAUUGCGUUGUUUCCUGAUACAAAUACAUAAGAUUCACAUACCAUGUAUACCACAAUACUAUUAUUAUUAUAUAUAUUUGGAAACACUGUUUACCUUUA